UUUAUAAAUAAAACUUGCAGCGUUGUUCAGUUAGACUUUCAAAAAUCUACUUCCUUUUUAUUUUCGUUUCCUAAUUGGCCCAAGGCCUCAACCACCCGGAUAUUCUGACAGGUCGUUCUGUAAGGACCGUUGAUAUCAAUAUUGGUCUAGGAGUUCUAAACAUGGACGGCGGGGUGCUUGCUCAAUUCUUGCAAUUACCACUCACAGACGUUGUUUUCCCAGCCGCCCUCACGCUCCGCUUUGCCGCACGCUGCGCUUGUACUUUUUUAAUACGCGAGCCUAUUAAUCCAGCUGCUGCCAUGCAGAAUGUCAUUGUAAUCUUGCGCAAGUUUAGGCAGAUGGCACUGACUAUCCAGCAAGUUGAAAUAGCAUGGCCUGAAUUCUUCUAUCAGUAUACCAGCGGGCAAUCCGGCGAAUUACUCAGUCAGAUCGCAGAGGAGCUGCAUCGGGGAGUAAGCGGAAUUUCCAUUCAGCACAAUUGCAGCCUAUUUUGUAUUGGUACCCUAGAACCCCUUGGUCAAUUGUGCCUAAAUCAAUUGGCGUUUGGCGAAAGCAGCAAUCCCGUGUGGAUUGUUGAAUGCAUUCAGCGGAAUGCAGCAUCGCUGAAAAUCCUUUCUUUAGGAUGUUUGGAUAUACAGAUGGCAACCGCACUGUUACGCAAUGUCCAGGAAGCCCUCAUCGUUUAUCAAUGCUUGGAGUUUUUUGAGUUUAUAUGCAGAAGCUACACGGAUGUAUCGAUUAUAUCGAGAUUAUCAGCAGCUGCGGCGGCGACGCAACCCACAGAUACGACUGUCUACUUCCCCGCACUAAAAUACUACAAAUUCAGUGGUCCUUAUCCGUUUGUUGACGAUGCUCUGUUCAGAGGCAACAGCCGCACGCUAGAGAGACUGGAUAUCAACAUCACCUCUGAGUUUAUUGACAUUGCAGACAAAUGUUGCAUUUUUACAGAUAACAAAUUCCCAAGCGUCCAGUAAAUUGGUCUAACAUAUGUUGGUCCAUAUCUUAUUACCGAGAGAUACCUGGAAACGAGAUUUCGGGAGUUUGUUCUUCAGAUUUUACCAGCACUCGGCGCUUCAACUCGGAUCCAUACAUUUA
Messenger RNA from Kickxella alabastrina, 1095 nucleotides. RefSeq lists its product as uncharacterized. The record is from RefSeq and is a predicted model, not a curated record. Bases 162 to 974 code for a protein of 270 amino acids. The transcript has a single exon. NCBI's taxonomy places the organism in Eukaryota, Fungi, Kickxellomycota, Kickxellomycetes, Kickxellales, Kickxellaceae.